UCGGCGUCCCGCCAUCGAAACUUCGUAGAAGCCACGCGGUGACGUGAGAUUUUGUUUGCCGACUCAAGAAAAGUUGCAAAAAUGUCGUACAAAGGGCCACAGAAGGUGCAGAAGGUGAUGGUGCAGCCCAUCAACCUUAUAUUUCGAUAUCUGCAGAAUCGCUCUAAGGUACAAGUUUGGCUUUUCGAAAAUGUUAACCUCCGGAUCGAGGGGCACAUUGUCGGCUUCGACGAGUACAUGAAUCUUGUACUGGAUGAUGCGGAGGAGUACUACAUGAAGACAGACACGAGGAAGCCACUGGGACGAAUUAUGCUGAAAGGCGAUAAUAUUACGCUUAUACAGAACACGACUCAGGGAGCGAAUUAGUCUUUCCACCGUCCAUAACCUCUAACACAAAUGUUCAGUGUUGUAUUUAUUCUUGAAUACAUUUCGCCGAGAAUAAAUCAUCAAUUUUACAUUCCUGUACUUGGAGAAUUGUUAAAAAAGAAAGUGCCUACGUACAGGUGAGGCUGUUUUUGGAAUGUUUGUCAUCUAUGAAAGGUCUUCGGUUUCGGUGAGUGCACUAACGUAACGCUGGACAAUGCGAAGAAGUGUUACUCAAAGAUUGAUACAUGGAAGGAACUGGGAUGGAAUAUUUUGAGAUACUACUCGAAGUCAUAAAUCGACGUGCAACUAAAAUGGAUUGAUCGCAAAAGAAUGUAAUACCAAGUUCAUGUAAAAUAAUUUGCAACUCGGAUUGAUGAAACGUUCACAUUCUAAUUGACGUCUUCAUCGGUAUUGAUAAUUAUGUGUACUUGGUACUGGAAAAUGCUACACUCUACAAUGAGGAGGAUUGACUUUAAUAUUCAGUUGUACUCCGAUUACCUUUUUACGACCAUUCAGUAUAAUUACUCUGCUGAGAAGGAUAACGUGAAGAUGGAUAGAGAGUCUGACGAUGUCAAAUUCAUAGCCUUGAGAGUUUUUGGAUAUAAAGGUGCCGCUUGAAUCUUGUACUUUUAAUAUGAAAUGAAUAUUUUAUUUCAUAGAGAAAUAAGCGAGGAUCAAGGUGCUUAUUUUAGUUCAUCGAGUCGGAGUGGUCAAAUACAUAAAUUGUGUUGAUCUUAUCAUUAAAAGUUAUUUUGCAAUAGCCCUUGUAUUCUUUGGUAAAAUUAUAGUUUUAACGAAACAGAAACUCAGGGCAUGUAUUCUAACGUGUACAUUUUGUAAUACUCCUUGGUUUUUGUAACGAUGGAGAACAAAAUAUGAAUGUAACUUAAUUACUUAUAUAAGACAAAUUUGUAAGAAAGUGACCGCGAAUUAAAAUACAUUUCAAAUUA
Orussus abietinus is the source of this 1316-nucleotide messenger RNA. It is a transcript of the gene SmE, whose product is annotated as probable small nuclear ribonucleoprotein E. NCBI's taxonomy places the organism in Eukaryota, Metazoa, Arthropoda, Insecta, Hymenoptera, Orussidae. The record is from RefSeq and is a predicted model, not a curated record. Gene Ontology annotation, cellular component: U1 snRNP; U4/U6 x U5 tri-snRNP complex; U2 snRNP. The transcript has a single exon. Bases 82 to 366 code for a protein of 94 amino acids. Gene Ontology annotation, molecular function: RNA binding. Gene Ontology annotation, biological process: spliceosomal snRNP assembly; mRNA splicing, via spliceosome.